Microcebus murinus (gray mouse lemur) is the source of this 2475-nucleotide messenger RNA. The record is from RefSeq and is a predicted model, not a curated record. Lineage: Eukaryota; Metazoa; Chordata; Mammalia; Primates; Cheirogaleidae.
UACAGUGCUUCAAUGAUGUUUGCUCAGCACUGGGCAGGGCAGAAAGGACUUAUAAAGAAGGCCUUUUGUCUCCCAGAACCCUGCCUUAUGGUACUAACUCCCAGGGGUCUUCUGGCUCAGUUUUCUUAUGUUAUCAAUAAUAAUAAAUGAUGAUGAUGAUGAUAGCCACUACAUUUAUUGAGCACUUAUAGUACCAGGUGCUAGGCUAAGCUGGUUCAUAUGAAUUUUCUCUUUUAAUGCUCAAGGCAACCCAUUGAGAUUGGUAUUCUAAAUCUUCCUUUAUAGAUAAGGAAACAGAGAGAUUAAGCAAUUUGCCCAAGGGCACACAGGUAGAUCUGGGAUUUGGACAAAGGUCUGGUUGCCUCCAGACCUGAGGCUUUGCCUCAAGAUGGGCCUUUCCUAUCUUUGAUGUAUAGAGUAUAUAUUUGGGCCCAGCUUGUUUUGCUUCCUACUGUAGAAAUAAAUGUCCCUAGCUUAGCUUCUGAAUAAGCCUUUUAGUAUGUGGGCAUCAGUGUGACCUCAUCAGCAGCAAUAAUGGUUAUUAAGCACUUGCUGUGAAUUAACAACCCUUUACAGUCAUAUCGUUAGCUCUCUUUUGUCAGAGAGCAAACUGAGGUUCAAAUAGGUAGAAUAACGUGUCCCAGGUCACACAGCUGGGAAAGUGGCAGAGCUAAGAUUCUAGUCUAGGCCUGUCUACGUGCAAGGCACCUUCUCUCUCAAAAAUAUUAAUUGUUGCAAUAGUAUCCUUCCCAAGACUGACCAUUUGAGGACCAUCUUCCAUGUAUAUCUAGCUGCAGGUUAUCACUGAGUCAAAAGCAAUCCUCACCAUAAACAAGGCUCCCCAUCUACUUAGUCAGUGUUUAAUUCAGAAUAAACACUUUAAGAAAGGAAGGAAAAAGAAGAAAGUGUCCAGAUAGUGAGAAACAUGAAAGUCAGUAGAAUUAAAUCAUACCUGCUCUGGGGACAAAGCUGCAAGUGGGAAUGACAGGGGACCAAUCUAGACAAAAAGUGGGAUUUCUCCAGGGAAAAGCAAGUAAUUUGAGGAGGAAACCAAAGAAAGGAGAAAGAUUAGAUGGAAAUGAGGGGAAAUUGAGGUCCAAGGUUGAUAGUGUCCAUGGGGAUGAGGUGAGUGAAACCAGAAGGGGAAGCUGGGAUGGACAGAAAUGGGGACAAGGGGAAAUGGGAACAGAGUGAGGCAGGGAUGGGCAUCUUGUGGACUGAACUGAGGCUGGUGUCUACCCAGGGCCACUCCCUAGAUCCUUAGGCCUUCACAGGGAUCUUUGCCCUACCACACCCCAGCCCCGACAGCCUUUCUCGCCAAGAAGUUUGUGCCUCUGCUCUGAGCUACCAGGCUCCUCAAGAGUCCUAGGACCCAGCUGGGUUCCAAGCCUUUGGAGUAGCUGCUUCAGACUAGGUACGUGUGAGGCCCUGGGCUUCAACUCCCUGGAUAUUGGGAGUGGGCAGAGUGGUAGCUGAAAGAGAUGUUGAAUGCCCUGUUUCCUGAUAGGACCCAUAAUCCAUUUUUCCCAACCUAGGAAGCACCCAGCUCUUGUGGUCAAGGGCCCCAUGGAGGAGAGAGCUGGUCAGCAAGAGGAGGAGAGAUGCAGCCUCCGUCUGAGAAAGCUACAGCAGUGGGCAAGGCACAGGCAGAGUGGGCACCUCUUGGUGCUGGCGGUGAGUCAGCUAUGGCUGGCAGUGACUGUGGUGCCCUUUGCUGUCUCCGUUGCCUGCCUGAACUCUGAUUGUCACAUGGCCACAGUGCUGCCUCUUGGCCCUGGGGUCUCAGGUCUCCUCACUGGGAUUGUCACCCUUGAGCUUCGCAGAGCACCCCGUCUCUGGAAGGUGCGGGCCAUGAUGAUAUUCAACACCUUCAACUUGAUCUUGGGUUUCAUCGUGGUGGUGGUCGAGGUGAUGAAGACAGCCUUGGGGUCUGCCCCAACCGCACCCUCCCAGCUGGUUGGCUUGCUGGUGCUGGAGCUCAGCGCUGAGGCCUUCACCCUAGCAGGAGUGCUGAUCUCAGUGUAUGCCCUAUUCCUGCUGAGCCAGAGGAAGCCAGGAUGCUGCAGGAGCCAGAGUCUGCAGUACCAGGAGCUGCAGGAGGGCCUUUCUGAGUUGGAGGAGGUUCCUGGUUUGGAGAGUGGUCCCACGGUGGCCAGCACAGGAAACUGAACAACCAGUCCCUGUAGCUCUAGCGGGGACUACAAGUCCCAGGACACCCCGCAACCCCGUGACCUGCUGGGAAAUAAAGAGCCUUCCCUCCGCGGUGGGGGCGCUGUGUAUCUGCUGAGUGACGCGAGGCGCUGGAAGUCAGGGCCUAGCCGAGUUUCCUCGGACGCGACCACUGGCCCCGCGUUCGGGGAGGAGCUGGGCAGGCGGUCCUGCGCGGGGGCGCCGUCACCCCAGCCACGGCAACUGAGACCUGACUCUGGAUCCACAUCCCUGUCGCCGGCAGCUUCAGAGACUGGCGAGAGCUAG